Messenger RNA from Haliaeetus leucocephalus (bald eagle), 941 nucleotides. RefSeq names its product ninjurin 2 (gene NINJ2). Gene Ontology annotation, biological process: tissue regeneration; cell adhesion. The record is from RefSeq and is a predicted model, not a curated record. NCBI's taxonomy places the organism in Eukaryota, Metazoa, Chordata, Aves, Accipitriformes, Accipitridae. Gene Ontology annotation, cellular component: membrane.
AUGAAUAGCAGGUCUGUUCCAGCAGCUGCGCGUCCUGGUCCAGCGAAGAGAGAGUCUCUGGGAGCGUGGAGUGCCCCACUUCGUGCGCCGUCUGCAAGGAAGAGACCUGGGGGCAAAAGGAUGGCCUCGGAAGGGGAGAGCAUCAAUCUUCAAGGCGUGAAUCCUCAGCUCCGGAUUAACGGACCAAUGAACAUCAACCACUAUGCAACGAAGAAGAGCGUGGCGGAGAGCAUGCUGGACGUGGCACUGUUCAUGGCGAACGUCACCCAGCUCAAAGCGGUGCUGGAGCAGGGGGCUUCCUUCCAGUACUAUGCCACCCUCAUCGUGCUCAUCAGCAUCUCCCUCUUCUUCCAGGUGCUGAUUGGGAUUCUCCUCAUCAUUACCGCUCGUUUGAAUCUGAAUGAUGUUGCAAAGCAACCCCGCCUGAAUGUACUCAACAACACUGCCACAGCUCUCAUCUUUAUCACAGUCAUCCUCAACAUCUUCAUCACAGCCUUUGGGGUGCAGAAGACUGGCCUCUACCCUACCAGGAAUUUUCGACCUUAUUAAGUCAUGGGGCAAUGGAGUCAGGUAAGAAAGGGCUCUCCUUCUCUAUGUUUUCACUGACCUCAGCAGAAGCCCAUCGAUGAAUCCAGAGACCUGGGUUAAAAUUUCAAAACUGUGUGUGUGUCAUGGUAUGCUGGCCCCUUACCAUAAUGCUUUUGCAGAUCUGAAGGGGUGAAAACAUUGCCUUUCAAAGCUAGAGCAAACUUUGCUAGAGAAAGCUGCAGGAAGAGCAGGAGGUAGACAAUUUCAAAGCACAGUUCUGUAAAUCUCAUCUCUUAUUUUAGUUGCCUGCUUCACGUAUUCAAUAUUGGCUCAUUUUGUAGAGAAGAUGAUUGAAUGAUUUACUUUGUAGGCUUAAAUAAACAAGAAAAGUCCAGCUUUUUUGUCUCAAGCAU